Molecule: messenger RNA, 3355 nt
Organism: Durotheca rogersii
Lineage: Eukaryota; Fungi; Ascomycota; Sordariomycetes; Xylariales; Xylariaceae
Exons: 1
Coding region: 220-3129 (969 amino acids)
Source: RefSeq, a predicted model, not a curated record
AUACGAGUAACAGCGUCCCGGCGAUUUAAUUAAUACCUAUUUAGGCAGCCGACUUCGCCCCCUCUUCCUCUCCCUCUUCUCCUUCUUCUUCUUCUUUUCCUUUAUAACAUCCUCCGUUGCUCUAAUUCUCAACACCUCCUCCUCGUUUCGCUUGCUUCCCCGGCUACAGGAUUCUCUUCUCUUCGCCCCCUGUCGCUAUACUAGAACGAACCGCCCACCAUGGUUUCGCUGAGCGGUAGCGUCUUCUCCGAAACGCUCCAGGAGAUCACCAACACCAAGCUUGAGGAAUUGUCAAAACGACGGUCCGACUUCGAGACGACGAGGUCCGAAGUCCUUGCGAAGCUACAAAAUGAAAGCCAGCCCAUCCAGCGUCUUCAUAUCCUCAACCAGGGGGUCCGCACCUGCUACGGCCUGCGGUUGGGUGGCGUUACAAAACCGGCGUCUUCUGAGCUGGAAAUUGAACUGAAGAAUCUGGACAACUUCCUGAUCCAGGCUAAAUGCGACCCCUCCUUGUCGGCCAAGAUAACCCGUGCCUGGGAAGAAUCGCUGUUGCGCCACCUCGACAUGCAAUCUUUAAAAUACCAGUAUGCGUCUCUCUAUGCUCAACUCGUCACCGAGUGGCUAUCCACCGAAAAGUCGACGGGAGGCGACGAGGUUGACGUCGCCACAUCCGAAGGGUUCGAGGAUGUUGCCGACUCUCUGAAGCGAGACUUUCGAAGUGAAUGGGAGAGCUCAGUGUUUGAGCCCGCCCCAGUCGAUGAGGAGAGGCUUCGGGAGUAUCUCGGCCGUCUAUUUAGCAUCGAGGAUGAGGAGAUAUCAAGCAGCCCCAAGGCUCUUAAAACCCUAAGGGAAAGCGUCGCCAUAUUUGAGCACAACAUGGCGUCUCCGAACCAGUUCGACACAACGACCUUGCAAUGGGUCAUUGAUGGCCUACUGACGUCGGACCUUCUCCCAGACGAGAAGCGUGAGGUACUAAAGGAUUUUAAGAAAGACGACAUCAUCCUAUCCGAAAUUGUCGAUGUUUUGAACAUGAGAAUAUCGUCGUUCACCUCGUGGUCGUGGGGACCACACGUACCCCUGGAGCAACGACGGAAAAUCAGCGGCGUGUACGACAUCUUCAUGGUUGAAGACCUUCUCCAAGCUAUUUUCCUACAAUACAUCGGCGUGAAGUGGUCCGUAUUCUUGAAAGGGGCCUUCAAGGGGUUCCAGCAGACGUCCGGCGCCUGGAAGUCCUGCUCCAAGCCGAUACCCAGGGUCGACGUAAUGCGAAGAGCCUACUAUCUGGGCCCGGAGAACCGAAGACGCUGGGUUCAAGAUCUGAGAGCCACCGUCUAUCGCAAAUACUACUUCGUAGCCGGUUUGCUAGAUCAUCACUCACAGCGAAGCGAGACCGUAGACGGUGAGGCGCAGGCGGAAUACCAAACACACGUCGCACCUAUGUCGGCCCCUGCCCCUGCCUUUGGGAUGCCGGCGGGUUCAUCCCACGCAGGCCAAUUUAGACAAGCGGUUACGGCUUCAUCCCACGCGGGCCUAUUUGGAAAACAGAACUCGGUUUUGUACAACGAGCAAUUCGUCGGUGAUGCAAAUAUAAACGACUACCACAUUGAUGAUGACGAGGACGGAUCCGAUACUAAACAGCCGAUGCAGUCACACCAACGGUUAUUGCGCCUCUUAUCAACCGAGAUUGCUAUUAACACCAAGCUGUACGGAGAGAUUACCGCAUUUCACUCCGUCUUUGAGGACUGGAACACCCUCCUCCCGCACCAGACCAUACUGACCGUCUUAUCCUUCCUUGGUGUCUCGAAAACGUGGCUCGCCUUUUUCAAAAAGUUCCUCGGAGCGCCUCUGAAGUUCCUCGAGGACGACCCUUCGGUUGCUACGCGGAACCGACGUCGUGGCACACCCACCUCCCACGUCCUCAGCGACGUCUUUCGAGAGUCGAUUCUGUUCUGCCUCGAUUUCGCCGUCAACAAGUCCACCGAUGGAGCGUUACUCUUCCGCAUGCAUGACGACUUUUGGUUCUGGUCUCGGGACCACUCCGUCGCCGUAACGGCGUGGAAGUCGGUGACUGAAUUCGCCGGCGUUACUGGUACUCGCAUUAACAAUUUGAAAUCGGGCACAGUACGAAUCCCGACAGACACAAGCGCUGUGGUAGAGAUCGAUAAGUCGCUUCCGAGAGGCGACAUCCGCUGGGGUCUCCUCAGCCUCUCGGCAAAGUCUGGGAAGUUUGAGAUUGAUCAGACCCUGGUGGACAAGUACAUCGUGGACCUGCGCAAACAACUCGGAGACAAGCGAGGUAGCAUCAUAUCCUUCAUCCAGGCGUGGAAUACCUACGUCGCCACCUUUUUCCAAACCAACUUUGGGAAGCCGGCAAAUUGCUUCGGGUUAGAUCACGUCGCGCAGAUUCUCGCGACACACGAGCGCAUCCAGCGCGAAGUCUUCUCGGCCUCGUCGUCCCUAACCUCGGGCAGCUCUGGCGCGACCGACAUCGUCCAGUACCUGCAGGGGCUCAUACGAGAGCGCUUCGGCAUCUCGGACAUCCCGGACGCGUACUUCUUCUUCCCGAUGGAGCUCGGGGGGCUUGACCUGAAGAGCCCGUUCAUCUCGACCCUGCAGGUGCACAACACGGUGCUGCGGAACCCAGCGGGGGCGCUCGAUAAGUUCCUCGAGGCCGAGCGCGACGCGUACGACGCGCUCAAGGCCAAGUUCGAGAAGGGCGGCCACCUCGCGCGCAGCACCAAGCAGAACUGGGACGCGGACCUGCGCAUCGACCCGGACACCUUCAUGAGCUUUGACGAGUACGCGCGCUACCGCGAGGACAUAGGCUACGCGUUCAGCGGCAACCUGCUCGACGUGUACCUCGACCUGACGAAGGUGCCGCGGGAGGAGGACACGCUGACGCCGAGCGCGGCGCUCAUGAACGGGAUCCGCGCGCUCGCGAGCCGGAACGCGAAGAAGGGCAUCCACGCGGACUGGAGCGGCAUGGAGCCGUACUGGAAGUGGAUCGCCCAGCUGUACGGGCCGGAGGUGAUUGACCGCUUCGGCGGCUUAAGCAUCGUCGAGCCGGGGCUGCUGCCGACGGGGAUGGUGAGCAUAUUUCGGGAGAAGCGGGUCAAGUGGCAGGGCUAGAGGAUGGUGCGGAGAUACCAUCGAUAUGCUGUCUACUUAUAAAGGGGAUCUCAUAAAGGGGAUAUUAUCUAUCGAGAUUACAGUGCUGCCGUGCUCGCCCACAUCGAUCCGUGUAGCGAGCACGGGAAAGGCCGGCCUUAUUAUGUAUGGUAUCAAGUAGUUCUACGAGAUUUUGAACUCGAUCCAAGACGUCCUACAAACACGUGAAUAGACCCCGUCUAGCGGG